Molecule: messenger RNA, 952 nt
Organism: Haliotis rubra (blacklip abalone)
Lineage: Eukaryota; Metazoa; Mollusca; Gastropoda; Lepetellida; Haliotidae
Product: non-neuronal cytoplasmic intermediate filament protein-like
Exons: 6
Coding region: 428-874 (148 amino acids)
Source: RefSeq, a predicted model, not a curated record
UUGCUAUUAGUAUUGAGUGCAUUAUAAUUUGAAUGCUAUUUCUUUUCAUGACUACACAAUGUCUCUUUGUAUUUCGGUGCAUGUGAUCCAGUGUGUGUUACCUGUGUGGUGCGUUUAAUCAGUUGAAAUGUAGUUCAGGUGAACAUAUACCUCGGUAGAAGCAUGUAGGUUUGUUUGCUUUGAACAUUCCUUUGUGGGAUCUCUUAAGGCUGACGAUUUACGCCAUAUCAGAACUUAUACACAAUCACAAGGCCUGCGCAGUGACAAGUUGUCCCCUCGUUAGACCUGAAUGGACUCACCCCUUCGGGGUCAGCGUCAGAACACCUGCAGUAAAUGAUGUCAGAAGAUGACAAAGACGUCGUAGGAGACAAAAACGAACUGAUUUGAAGAGACAGGUUGUGUUGGCCGAUGUAAUAUCCGUGUUGAAAUGUUAGCGCAUGCGCAGACAAAAAACUCUUGCGUUUCCGGUCGAAUGGUACUGUCACGGUCAGCCCGUGGACCAGUCAGCUUCGUUGAAGUAUCAUUGGACGGAAGUUACAUAACAAUAGAGAACACCACGACUGCAUCGAAGUCAAAGUCGGUGCAGUUGCAAGGAUGGAGUUUGAGAAAAAAGAGAAAAGGCCAACCCGACAUCCUCUACAAAUUCGGGGACUAUGUCCUACAUCCGGGUGCUAAACUCAGAAUCUACGGUCGCUGGAACACCCCUGCUCCCCAACAAGACAUCGGCUGUGACUACAUCAUCAACUACGACGUUUUCAACUGGGGAUUCGGCACGACCGCCGUGUAUCUCUAUAACGAGGAACACAAGGAAAAGGCUUCAUUAGAGUCAACAGUCACUUCGAUGACAAGCGUGCCCGUCCCCUUUAGACCAUAACAACCAACAUCUUGAUACUAGUAUCAUACGUAACGUCACACAUAUUUAUUUUGUAUUAAAUGCGAUUUCAUCUAAAAA